Messenger RNA from Glarea lozoyensis ATCC 20868, 10965 nucleotides. Its product is annotated as Acetyl-CoA synthetase-like protein. Gene Ontology annotation, biological process: secondary metabolite biosynthetic process; fatty acid biosynthetic process. The transcript has 21 exons. Lineage: Eukaryota; Fungi; Ascomycota; Leotiomycetes; Helotiales; Helotiaceae. The record is from RefSeq and is a predicted model, not a curated record. The coding region runs from base 1 to 10965 and encodes 3654 amino acids. Gene Ontology annotation, molecular function: fatty acid synthase activity; phosphopantetheine binding.
AUGGCUUCUUACUUGCAAGAACCCAUUGCUAUUGUCGGAAGCGGGUGUCGUUUCCCAGGAGAAGCUAACACGCCCUCAAAACUCUGGGAACUUCUUAAGAGCCCUCGAGAUGUAUCUGCUCCAAUUCCUGCAAGUAGAUUCAACAUUGAUCGUUUCUAUCACCCUAAAGGCUCCCAUCACGGGACUACUAAUGUUAAGGGCGCGUAUUUUCUAUCUGGUGAUCCACGCCAUUUUGAUGCUCCAUUCUUCAAUGUAUUACCUUCAGAGGCGGAUUCGAUGGAUCCACAGCAUAGGAUGUUGUUAGAGGUGUGCUACGAGGCAUCCGAAUCGGCUGGUAUUACCUUGUCAAACCUACAGGGAUCUGAUACUGCUGUCUUCAUCGGAUUGAUGGGCUAUGAUUAUUGCGGAAUUGCUAGUCGAGAUCCAAAUUACAUACCAACAUACCUAGCUUCUGGGACUGCUAACAGCAAUGCUGCUGCUCUCAUUUUGAUUGCCAUGGGCCGUCCAUGCUCGUCAAGUCUCGUCGCGGUACACCAAGCCGUACAGGUCUUGAGAGAUGGAGUUUCUAGGAUUGCAAUUGCAGCUGGAACAAAUUUAUUACUGGACUCGGGGAAUUUCAUCACCGGGAGUAAAAUGAACAUGCUCUCUCCUACCGGCCAUUCUAGAAUGUGGGAUGCGGACGCGGAUGGUUACGCCCGAGGAGAAGGUGUCAGCGCUGUGAUUCUCAAAACUUUACGUUCUGCUAUCGAGGAUGGUGAUGAUAUCGAAUGCAUCAUUCGAGAAACCGGAAUCAAUCAAGACGGAAAAACGACAGGUAUCACAAUGCCCAGUGCAUCUGCACAAGCAGCGUUGAUCAAGUCAACCUACACGAAGGCCGGGCUCGACCUGUUAAACAAGCACGACCGUUGUCAGAAGCUCACGGAACAGGCACACCGAUCUCAACAGGCUGGCGAUCCCCAAGAAGCGCAAGCUUUGUGCAAAGCUUUUUUCGGUCACGGUAAGGAAGAUCCUAACGAAAUUUUGUAUGUUGGAUCCGUGAAAACGAUUGUUGGUCACACGGAAGGGACCGCUGGUGUUGCUGGGAUUCUGAAAGCGUCUCUUGCCCUUAAACAUGCUAUAAUACCCCCAAAUCUUCUUUUAAACCGACUAAAUCCAGACAUUGAGCCAUUUUAUACUAACAUGCGAAUCCUCAACACGGCUCAACCUUGGCCAGCAGUUGUGGAGAAUAAUCCUCGACGCGCAAGUGUUAAUAGUUUUGGCUUUGGGGGAACAAACGCGCAUGCCAUACUUGAGAGCUAUGAAUCGAGUAGUCCUUCGAUUACAGAUCCUAGGACGGAAGACCCGCCACUUGUGCCUUUCCUAUUCUCAGCAGCUUCUGAAAAGUCGCUUGAGGGUGCUAUAAUGUCAUACGUUGCAUACCUUCAAGAUAAUCAAUCAACUGAUAUUCGUCGGCUGGCUUAUACACUGAGUUGCAGACGGACAGCGUUUCCUGUGAAAGCUUCGUUUUCGGCCUCGACAGGCGCAGAGCUUUGCAAUUCCAUGCAAGAAAGUUUACAGCAAAGCUCUACCGAACGUAAAACAAUAGGUGUACGUUCAUCUCAAGGUGGAUCGAUUCUUGGCGUUUUCACUGGUCAAGGAGCACAAUGGGCCCUGAUGGGGAUCCAUCUAAUCGAGUCUUUUGACAUCGCUCAAAUCAUUAUUGAAAAACUCGAUCGGUCGUUAGAAGCACUCCCUACGUCCGAUCGUCCGGAUUUCAAAAUUCUUGCAGAGCUUUCCGCAGAAAAAUCUUCAUCGCGUCUAGCAGAAGCAAUCUUUUCUCAGACUCUCUGUACUGCUGUGCAAAUUGUUAUUGUGGAUCUCCUCAAGAGCGCUGGUAUUGUGUUCAAAGCUGUUGUCGGGCAUUCUAGCGGCGAGAUAGUUGCAGCUUACGCAGCUGGGUUUAUUACUGCCUUCGACGCCGUCCGAAUUGCGUAUUAUCGCGGACGUUGUGCCGCCUUGGCUUCUGGUGAAGGGGAUUUGGCUGGAGCGAUGUUAGCUGUGGGCACUUCCUUUGAAGAUGGAAAAGAAAUGUGCGAAUUGGAAGAUUUUGAAGGCCGCAUCAACGUUGCAGCCUGCAACUCGCCAUCGAGCAUUACCCUUUCUGGGGAUAUUGAUGCGAUUGCCGAAGUUCAAGUUGUCUUUGAAGAAGAGGGAAAGUUUGUCCGGCCUUUGAAAGUCAAUACCGCUUAUCACUCGCAUCAUAUGCUCCGGUGCCAGGACUCUUAUAUAAAACUUCUACAGCAAUGCAACAUCCAGGUUUCUGAUCCGGCAGAGGGAAGUCCUAUCUGGUACUCGAGUGUAGAUGGCGGUGCACGUGUGGAAAUAAGUGAUGCGCUGAAGGCUUCCUAUUGGGUGGAAAACAUGGUCAGCCCGGUUCUCUUCGCUCAAGCCAUUGAAUGUGCAAUAGAAGAAUGCACGCAAUUUGAUGUUGCACUAGAGAUUGGACCUCACCCAGCCUUGAAAGGUCCUGUGCAACAAACAAUCGAACAACUAGGCGCUGAGGCAAUACCAUACUUUGGUGUCUUAAACCGCGGAAAGAAUGAUCUUAAAUCCUUCCUGGAUUGUAUUGGCUCAAUUUGGACUCACUGUGGUAGUUCAACCUUGGAUCUUUCUGCUUUCCAAAAGUUACACUAUGGUAAUGAGCAACACGCGCUUCCAUUGAAAGAUAUGCCGUCCUACGCUUGGAACCAUGAGAGGGAAUACUGGAAUGAGUCACGUGCCGGCAAGCAGUACCGCACCCACGAGACCGCAAUCCAUGAGUUUUUAGGUAGACGAACGACAGACGGAGUUGAGGACGAAUGGCGGUGGGAAAACGUGCUUCGAACGCGAGAGAUAUCUUGGCUUUCUGGACAUGCGCUUCAAGGGCAAACAGUAUUUCCAGCCACUGGUUACAUUGCACUGGCCAUGGAAGCAGCAAUGCAGAUAGCAGCCGGACGUCCAGUGAAAUUGAUCGAGCUUGUUGACCUCGUUAUCAACAAGGCAAUCACAAUCGACGACGACAACGGCGCUGAGAUCGUUGUGAGCAUGUCAAAUAUAAUGACCAUUGGCAAAAACUUUAUCACUGCUAAUUAUACAUCUUACUCUUCUGUCAGCAAGAGCUCUGGAAAGAUGGCUAUCAGCGCCUCAGCUCGUGUUGAAAUAAAUCUGGGCGAGGAAGACGUAGAAGUACUCCAAAGCCCAGCAAAGUUAGACCUGACGAUGUCUGACGUAGAUGUUAACGACUUCUACAACAACCUUUCUGAGCUUGGGUACGGCUACUCAGGUGAUUUCAGGGCUAUGGGAUUGCUUUCUCGGCGUUCAGGAACAGCGAGUGGUACUAUUCUGCCCCCAGCCGAGGACCACACAGUGUCUAAAAUGUACUUUCACCCUUCAAUGCUCGACACUGCCUUACAGGGUAUGUUUGCUGCUUUCAGUGCCCCAGGAGACGGUAGGCUCUGGAGUCUGCAUGCACCUACCGGAAUGCAGCGAGUCUCAAUAGUUCCUUCACUUUGUAUCGAGAAUAUCGCCAAAACUGUUUCCUUUGAUUGCUCGAUAUCUACAGCCAUUUCCAACAAUAUUACCGGGGACAUCAGUGUCUAUUCUACGGACGAAAAGCAAACAGUCAUUGCAAUUGAGGGUCUUGUCUGUCGACCAUUCUCACCAGCUACACAGGCAGAUGACUGCGCAAUGUUUUCGGAGAUGGUGUGGGAUGUAGCGACGCCAGAUGGCGAAAUCCUGGUUCGCAAUAUCGAGCGUGCUACUCCGAGCCAGUUGAGUAAAGCAUGCGACUGCGAACGUGUCGCACUCUAUUACCUGAGAUCUCUGAAUGAGUCUAUCACUCCAUCCGAGCGCAUUGCGCUUGAAAUUCCUCCGCAUCACGAAGCGCUUCUGGAUAGCGCAAACCAUGCCACCGAACUUGUCAUGAAUGGAAAGCACACUUACGCUCAAAAGAGCUGGGUCAAUGACACUCACGAACAGAUCUGUUCAGUCAUGGAUUCUUACGGCUCUGACCCUGAUUUUAAUAUAAUGCGCGCAGUCGGUGAGAAUCUUCCAGCAGUCGUUCGAGGAGAAACAACUAUUCUUGAACAUAUGACGAAGGAUGAUAGACUAAAUGACUACUAUCAAAAUGCCCUUGGUUUCGAUAACGCCUAUGACGUACUAGCAGGUAUGGUUGCACAAUUAGUCCACAGGUUUCCUCAUAUGGACAUUAUAGAGGUAGGUGCCGGAACUGGAUCAGCAACCGCGCCAAUUUUAUCCCAGAUUGGGGCUGCCUUUUCUUCGUACACCUUCACGGAUAUUGGAGUCGGAUUUCUAUCUAGGGCCCAAGAUACAUUUAAGGAACACUCAAGCAAACUGAUAUACAAGACCCUGGAUAUCGAAAAGGACCCAACUUCGCAAGGUUUUAACGAACAUUCCUAUGAUGUGGUUGUGGCAGCAAAUGUACUUCACGCCACCCACACGCUAGAUGAAACAUUGAAGCACACAAGAAAGCUACUGAAACCCGGUGGUUAUCUCAUUCUCUUUGAGAUUGUCGACAACAUGGCCAUGCGUGUCGGUUUAGUCAUGGGGGGACUGCCAGGAUGGUGGGUUGGCAGAGAAGACGGCCGCCGAUUUGCGCCUACAAUUGAAUUACCCAAAUGGGACAAGCUCCUUAAAAAAGCCAAGUUCUCUGGUAUCGAUACCUACACUCCCCUCAAUGAUCCUCUCGUAUACUUUGCUUCUGUUUUCGUUUCCCAAGCGGUGGACAACACCACGACUUUGCUCAGGCGCCCGUUCUCGAAACACAACCAGAUAUCCAUCCCGAAUCUCUUACUCAUAGGAGGUGAUUCUAUGGAGACAUCUAGGCUCAUGGAAGACAUUGAACAACUAUUGCGUCCGCUUGCCAAAAAUAUUAUAACAGCUAUCACGUUGGAUGAGCUACAGAACAUCGAAGUGCCUCCUAUGUGUACCGUUCUGAGUUUAGCCGAACUUGAUAGUCCCUUGUUCAAAGACAUGUCGGAAGAUCGUUGGCAAGCUCUCAAGAACGUCUUGACUGUAGCUCGAAAUGUGCUGUGGUUGACUCGCGGUUGCCGUCGAGAUGAUCCCUAUGCUGCCAUGACCGUGGGCUUUAUGAGAUGCGUGACAUACGAGUUACCACAACUACGACAUCAACUACUUGAUGUGGAUCAUUCUAGGAUUGUCAAUGGCACAUUGUUAGCAGAAGUAUUGCUUCGCUUGCACGUCGACGAAGAGUGGGAUGGUAUGGACCACGAAAGAAAUGUUUUAUGGACAACAGAGACUGAAAUCAUGAUUGAGAAUGAAAAAUUCUUCAUUCCACGCAUAAAACCCCAAUUCGAGCAAAAUCAACGGUACAACUCCGCUAGGAGAACGAUCACUAAGGAUUCUAAUGUGAGCUCGUCGCUCGUCAAAUUAGACCGUUCGGAAACAGGAUAUUCACUUCGAGAAGAAAUCGUGCCUAUCAGGCAUGAUAACAAUACACACACGCUUGUCGACGUCGAUGUGUCGUUAGCAGUUGCAUUCAAGGUAUCGUCGACCCGUGCUUUCUUCAGUAUUGGCGUGAACAGCGAUACUGGAUCGAAAGUUCUAUCGGCAAGUCAACACAAUGCAUCAACUAUAUCUGUUCUCAAUGCAUGGUCGAUGCCUGUCAAUAUUAUCAGCGGCUUCGAAGCACAAUUUCUUUCUUUGGUGGCCGGAAGUAUGAUACUCCAGUACUUGUCGACUAUAAUGUCAGCGGGGGGUGUUCUACUGGUCCACGAACCAAGUCCAGCACUUGCAUCAAUAUUAUCAGAAGCGGACAGAUUUAAAGUCGCCUACACAACUUGUGACUCAGAUGCUAGUAAAGAGUGGAUUUACAUACAUCCACAGGGUUCGAGCCGAUACAUACUUCCAUUGCUACCAACGAACAUUUCUAUGUUCCUGGACAUGUCCACGGGCUGGGGCUCUAAUAGUGAGCCUCACGGCGUCGUGUCUAGAAUCUCGGCGGCGCUCCCGAAACUUUGCAGAAGGGAAAACAGUUCAACCUUUGUAUCAAGCGAUUCAUUUGUUCUGCCCGAUGAAGUCAUUUGCGACGCAUCCUUUUCUGCCGCGUUACAGAGUGCCAACACAUUUGCAGCAUCAUUAUUCUCAUCAGCCUCAUUCCCGGAUACUGAGACACUACCCGUGUUACCUCUUAAAAAUGCUGUCAGCGAGAUCCAACAACAUCCGAUGUCGAUUAUUAACUGGCGAUCGGACAAGUAUGUCUCUACCAUGGUAUCAACUAUUGAUGCUAGUAAUACUCUAUUUCGAGGGGAUAGGACGUAUUGGUUGGUCGGUUUAGCGGGCGAUCUUGGACAGUCAAUUUGCGACUGGAUGGCGGACCAUGGUGCCAGAUUUAUAGUCCUGAUGAGUAGAACUCGAAGAGUGGAGGACAGCUGGAUCCAGCAGCACAAGGCAGACGGGGUAACGAUAGCGUGGCUGGCCGGGGACGUAACAGACCAAACAGGUUUAGCGCAGGUGUAUGAGAAGAUCGCCUUAACUAUGCCAACUAUCGCAGGGGUAGCUAAUGGAGCGUUGAUCUUGCGAGACCAAGCCUUUUCAGAUAUGGACCUCGACUCCUUCCAGACAGUCAUCAAACCAAAGGUUGACGGCACGCUGUUUUUAAGUCAGCUCUUCCAAGAAAAUACGCUUGACUUUUUUAUUGCUUUUUCAUCCGUCGUUGCUACCAUGGGAAACAGCGGCCAAAGUGCAUAUUCAGCAGCGAAUGGAUUCACCAAAGCUUUGAUAAAUCAAAGACGAGAGCGUGGUCUGGCUGGCUCCGUCAUAGACAUCUCGAGGGUCGCAGGAGUUGGAUAUGUGGAGCGCGAGCUUAAAACAUCAGUCAUGUCAGAGAAACAGGUCAAAAGAUUGAUGAACGUAAGCCUGCCAAUGUCAGAAGCGGACCUCCAUCAGCUGUUUGCAGAAGCAGUAUUUUCCGGAAAGCCCGAUUCUGGACUCAAGUCGGAGCUCAUUUCAGGUAUCCGAACACUAACUGUCGACAACGAAAGUCCUGUCUUCUGGUUCAAACAGGUCAAAUUUUCGCACUUCAUUCAAAACCGAGAACAUGUUGGGGAUGACACUGGUAACAAGGUUACCAGAAUCCCCGUCAAAACAUUGCUACAAGCGGCCACAUCUCCUGAGCAUGCUGUCACUAUAUUACGCACUGCUUUCAUUGCGAAACUGAACUCGAGCCUGAAUCUCUCAAGCGACGAUUCUGUUGAUGGUAACAUGCCCUUGAUUGAGCUCGGGUUAGAUUCUCUGGUUGCGGUGGACAUUCGGACGUGGUUCUUACAAGAGCUCAAAAUUGAUCUACCAGUGUUGAAAAUAUUGGGUGGCGCAUCUGCUGUGGAUUUAAUUACACUUGCAGUUGAAAGACUUCCUGAAGAGCUGUUGCCGAAAUUUGGCGAGACACCUGCUCAUAAUACUAAGCCAAUCCUUCACGAUACAUCUGGACCAGUACAACCUGUACCUUCUCAACCCACUAAGCCAAUUCCCGAUGAGCAGUCGCCGAGGAGAGCUAAUGUCUUACAUGAACCCACGAUCUCAGCACCUUCGUCGGAGACCUCGACGUCGCCAUCUCAACCGUCCCCUCCGUCUGAAGCUUCAAGCCUUGGCGUGGAGUCUCAUAGUGACGAGGUUAAAACCCCGUCGUCAGAACCGGAGGUUGAUAAUAAGGAGGGAAAGAUGCUAGAAUCAAAAGUCCUUGGAACCCCCUCGAAGUCUGAGAUUCUACGCGUAGAGCCCAUGUCGUAUGGACAGUCAAGCUUCUGGUUUCUAGGUCGAUACCUAGAAGACUCAAUCAGCUUCAACAUCACUUUUUGGGUCAAAGUAAAAGGCAGCAUAGAUACACCUCGAUUAAGAAGAGCCGUAGAAUUGGUCUCGCAAAGACACGAGUCUUUGAGGACUUGGUUUUCCCAAAUUGAUGGGGACGACCCGACGCAGAACAUCAUGAAAGAAUCGACUUUUAAUCUAAAAGAGCAGCCUGUCAAGAGCGAAGACGAGUUUCUGUGCAUUUUCAAUGAUAUGAAAAACCAUGUAUACGACAUUGAAAACGGGGACACAAUCAGACUUACUUUGUGCGAAGAGUCUGUCGAUACCUGCUAUCUUCUUCUUGGAUUCCACCAUAUCUUGAUGGACGGGAUGAGCUCCGAUAUUCUCUUCGCAAACGUCCAACAGGCUUACAGAGACGGAGCAUUGCCUCCCAUACCACUCCAAUAUUCGACAUGGGCCGCACGACAGCGAUCUUUUGUUGAGAGCACUGAGUCUUCGCAGGAUCGAUUAUUCUGGAAGACAGAAUUUGCAACUAUUCCCACAGUCCUUCCUCUGUUUCCGAUCUCCGGAGUCAGCUCACGAAAAAUACUCAAGCGAUGGCAUAUGGUCAGAGCCAGUACUAAUCUUGGUAACGAUAUGACCAUGCGCAUCAAGGACAGAUGUCGGAGUUUGAAAGUCUCUCCCGCGUAUUUUCAUCUGGCCAUCUGGAAGACGCUUCUCUUCAGAUUCUUGAAAGUGGAUGAUAUAUGCAUUGGUGUGAACGACAUGAAUAGAACAAACGCAGAGGAUACUGGUGUAAUUGGAAACUUGAUGAACAUUCUCCCUGUUAGAUUCCAAUCAAACCCAACGCAGAACUUCCUUCAUGCAGUCAAGGAAGCUCGUACAAAAGUGAUGACCGCAAUCGGUCACUCGAAAGUACCCUUCAGUGUCAUCCUGAGCGACCUAGAUAUCAGCAGAGAUUCUACUUACACACCUGUGUUCCAAACGACUUUUGACUACCGGGAAACAUUCAAAAAAUCGUUUCUCGGACAAGAAGCAUAUUCACCACCUGAGGGCUUGGCUCGAAAUAGCAACGGUUAUGAUCUUAGCUUGGGCGCCCUGGAGUCGUUAGACGGCGAAUCUACCAUCUACCUAGGCGCUCAAAGCUCGAUCUACUCUCUAGCUGAUGCUGAAAUUAUCAUCAAGUCAUAUGUUCAUUUGUUGAAUUGCUUUACAGAGCAUCCUGCAACUAGGGUUUCUCGACCAUCUCUCUUCGCACCGGCUGAUAUAGCACACGGUCUCGAUAUUGGUACAGAAGCACCACUAGUUGCGGACUGGCCAGAAACAGUAAUUCACAAGAUUGAUGAGGCUGUGCAGGCUCAAGGCUCAUCUGUUUCCAUCAAAGAUGGGUAUGGAAACACUCUUACGUACUCAGAAAUGGAUCAUCGUGUCCAGGCGAUUGCAGCCUCGUUGAUGAAGUUGGGGACAGUAGAUUCUGCUUGUAUUGCUGUUUUCCAAGAGCCUACUGUCAAUUGGAUAUGCUCAAUGCUAGCAAUCAUGCGUGUUGGAGCUAUCUACGUACCACUAGACUACCGCAACGGCAUUUCUCGACUCGCCAGUGUUAUCAAAAGCUGUGAGCCGUCUGUGUUACUGAUUGACUCUGCCAACUCCGAUGAGGCGAAAAAUCUUGGCGUGGACAAGUCUCGAGUGGUCAACAUUUCGUUGAUAAAAACUUCAAACACAACUCAAGUUGCUAUUGCAGCAAAGCCCGAGACGGUGGGAGUUAUACUCUUCACUAGUGGUACAACGGGUGUACCAAAAGGUAUUAUGUUGAAGCAUUCUAGCCUCAAAAGCUCCAUCGAGGCAUUGACGAAGACGUACGGCCUCGGAAGGGAGGUCGUGUUACAACAAACGGCGUUUAGCUUCGACAUGUGCCUCGAUGAAAUAUUUGUAGCCCUCUGUAAUGGCGGUACACUUUUUGUUGUUGAUAACGCUCGUCGCGGAGAUUCUCACGCUCUUAUGGAUAUAAUUCGAAGCGAGGGAGUCACUUACACUCGCGCGACGCCACCCGAGUAUUCAUCUUGGAUUCGCCAUGGUGCAGAUCUUGUCCAUGAGAAUCGCACCUGGAGAUAUGCUUUUGCUGGCGGUGACUGGCUCACUGAUCGACUAUGCCAAGAGUUCCGUUCAUUGAAUUUACCUGACCUAAAGCUCUUCAAUUCUUACGGCCCUACGGAAAUUACUCUGUCUGCCGUAAAAAUUGAAGUCGAUUAUCACAAGAACUCCUCAGUGGAAGAAAAAAUUCCAAUAGGAAAGCCACUACCAGGAUACUCAAUCUACAUUCUUGAUUCCGAUCUACAGCCCGUGCCCCUCGGUAUCACUGGAGAAAUAGUUAUUGGUGGCUCUGGUGUAUCGCUCGGAUAUCUCAAUAACGAAGUUUUAUCUAACGAAAAGUUCGUCGCUAAUUCCUGGGCCACACACGAGUUUAUGACAAACGGAUGGACCAAAAUGUACCGCACCGGCGACAAGGGCAGUAUAACCUCUGAUGGCAAGGUGAUGUUCCAUGGCAGAAUGGAAGGGGAUCUGCAAAUCAAAUUGCGUGGCAUCCGGAUUGAGCUCGAGGAUAUUGAGAGUUCAAUCUUGCAAGCAUCAAAUAAAGUUCUCACUGAAGUUGUCUGUACCGUCCGCGGAGAUCCAGAGUUUAUUGUAGCGCACGCCGUUUUUGCCUCAACAUUCUCAACCGACAAUGAGUCUCGAAGUCUGUUUAUUCAGAAGUUACUUACAAAUCUACCGUUGCCUUCUUAUAUGAUUCCGGCUAUCAUUAUUCCAAUCGAUACUAUACCGUUAACAACACACUUGAAGAGAGAUCGUGCGGCUAUCGCUGCCCUUCCAGUUUCGCAUUCAAUUGUUGCCGAGGAUUUGGUGUCAGACCUCGAUUCUUUUGAAGCAGCGUUGAAAGAGCUUUGGGCAAUGGUGCUCCCAGCAGAGAUUUGUCAGGCGGCUUUAUUCAAAAGAUCUUCUGAUUUCUUUCGCUUCGGUGGUAGUUCACUGCUGAUGGUUGAACUCCAAAGCUUGAUUCGGAAGAAGUUUGGUGUCUCUUUGAGUUUGUUGGACUUGUUCCAGGUCAGCGCGUUGGGGGAGAUGGCUCAGAGGGUUAGAAACGCCAUGGAAAGUCUUGAGGACUGA